Molecule: messenger RNA, 596 nt
Organism: Suillus subalutaceus
Lineage: Eukaryota; Fungi; Basidiomycota; Agaricomycetes; Boletales; Suillaceae
Product: methionine sulfoxide reductase
Exons: 4
Biological process (GO): protein repair; response to oxidative stress
Molecular function (GO): peptide-methionine (R)-S-oxide reductase activity
Source: RefSeq, a predicted model, not a curated record
UCAUGGGCGCUAACUCAAAGUCUGAAGACGAAUGGCGUGCCAUCUUGUCUCCAGAACAGUUUAGAAUUCUCCGUCAGAAGGGAACAGAGGCGCCCAACACAGGGGACUACAAUCACCAUGACGCGCCAGGCGUAUACUCCUGUGCUGGCUGUGGGACACCACUAUACAAGAGCAGCACCAAGUUUAACAGCGGCUGCGGGUGGCCUGCUUUCUUUGAUGCGAUCCCUGGUGCCGUUAAUAGGCAUCAAGAUCGGUCAAUGUUUAUGACUAGGAUAGAGAUUACCUGUACCGCAUGCGGUGGCCACCUCGGGCAUGUGUUCAAGGGAGAAGGAUUCGACACGCCAACCGACGAACGACACUGCGUGAAUUCCGUCUCGCUGAACUUUAAGGAGUAAUAAAGUCUUGGUUAUAUGGAUAUCAUUAUAAUGCAGAUACAAUAUGUACCAUUGGCCGGCGACGCACUGUAGAUUAUGAAAUUCAGCUUGUUCAGUAUCUCACCUGAGGGAGAGGACAUUGACGAUAGUUGAAUGGAAAGCCGAAUCUCGACAACAACGAUGAACUGGGUGAUGCACUUUGAUAAUAAGAAUGCAUAGAUA